CUUCCCUGCCCCGGUGGGAAUACACACAAAAACAUCCCUGUCACCUGCACACAACAGGGGCAGUAAUUUACAAUAUUCCAUCGACAGUUUGAUUUGGGCAACGGCAUUACUCAGAUAUGUUUAAUGACAAUAACUGAUCAUGCUAGCUAGUAGUAGGUAACAGUCAAUGAACUGGUUGAAGAAUUGGAUAAUUAGUUACCUAGCUAGUUAGAUAGCCCGCGGCUGGCUAAGAUUAGCUAAAACUAGAAGAGAAAUUCCUAGGGAGAGAAGAGGCAUAGGAUUGCAGAACAUUAAAAGGAGGAUAACUCCACUCCACUUCAUCUCCAUGGAUCUCUCCCUUUCACCCUCUGUUUCUGACACUGUCUGUGUGCUCUGGGGCUGUGAGCUGAAUGACACCGAGAGAAAGGCAGUGUUUGAAAUAGCGGAGGAUUUGUUGGAGCAUCAGUUCUUUAUCCGAACGAUGUGUCUGAGUGCAGGGGCCAGUAAGGAGAUGCAUGUAGUGGAGGUACAGGACAGAGUUGGGGAAUACUGCAAGCCAGUGCCCAUUGCCACUCUUCACCCUAUGUGCCAACCUAUGGUCAGUUUCAGUGGGUUUGAGCUCAUGCCACCUGUCAUCUUCAACCUUCGCUCUGGGCAGGGCCCCCUCUUCAUUUCUGGACAGCAUUUGACAUUGAUCUAUGAUGAUGAUGAUGAUGAGGAGGAGGAGGAGGUCUUCUCAUCAACACCCCCACUUGAUCACAGUGGUCUUCAAUAACAUGAUCAAAUUUGAAGGACUUCAAUAAAACACAGCACAAAAAGUAAAA
Molecule: messenger RNA, 803 nt
Organism: Salmo salar (Atlantic salmon)
Lineage: Eukaryota; Metazoa; Chordata; Actinopteri; Salmoniformes; Salmonidae
Product: nucleoplasmin
Biological process (GO): chromatin remodeling
Cellular component (GO): cytoplasm; nucleoplasm; nucleolus
Molecular function (GO): chromatin binding; histone binding; RNA binding
Source: RefSeq, a predicted model, not a curated record